GCAUCCGGUUAUGCACGUACAUGUACGUACGUAUACAUGCGACCUCGAAACCCAAACUCAUGUUCCUUGCGUCUAAAUAUUGGUGUGUUUUCCUGAACGUGUUGAAGAACUCGUCAGGAUCUGCAAAAAUGUUGACUCUUUCUAGCUUGAUCUUCGACGCCACCGGUUUUGCACAGCGUCUGGCUUGCAAAAGUGCCUCUUCACAUGGCCCUGGUUUAGGAUCCGAGGCUGAGCAGUUUAACGUUGUGACCACCCUGACUGACAGUGGUGAUGUCCUGGAGAUGGUAAAAUCAGUCAUCCCACCCCUACAGCGCAGCAAACACAAAGGCCAAGAUGGCCGCCUAGCAACCAUUGGGGGAUGCAAGGAGUACACAGGAGCACCGUUUUUUGCAGCCAUGGCGGCACUGAAAACUGGCUGCGAUCUCUCACAUGUGUUCUGCGCGCAGGAAGCCGCACCAGUUAUCAAGUCUUACUCACCAGAACUUAUUGUACAUCCAGUGUUAGAUUGUGAUGAUGCUGUAGAGCAAACGUGUGCCUGGCUGCCUCGCAUGCAUACCGUCAUCAUAGGGCCAGGGUUGGGCCGCAACGAAACACUCUUAAAAAAUGUGCUGGCUGUUAUUGACAGAGCCAAAGAUUUGAACAUUCCAAUGGUGAUAGAUGCAGAUGCUGUGUCAGAAUUGUCCGAACACCCAGAGGCCAUUCAGAACUACACCAAGGCGAUUCUCACCCCAAAUGUUGUAGAAUUUAACCGCCUCUACAGAAACGUGGUCGGACAUGAAGCGGAUCCCAGAGAGCCAGUUGGCAACACCAUGAGACUGAGCCAAAAACUGGGCAAUGUGACCGUCGUCAUGAAGGGAGAGAAUGACAUCAUAUCCAAUGGGAUCAAUGUGCUAGUAUGUUGUGGUGAUGGAAGCAGCAGACGGUGUGGUGGACAGGGUGAUAUACUGGCAGGGACAAUGGGUACCUUUACCUUCUGGGCCCACAAGGCACAUGCAGAUCCUGACAAAGAACCCAAUGAGUUUCUGAAGCACUUCCAGCCCACCCUCUGCGCAGCCUACGCCGGCUGCCUGCUGACCAAACGCUGCUCCACGCUGGCCUUCCGGAAGCACAAGAGGAGCACCACGACUUCUGACAUGAUGUCAGAGGUCGGCCAAGCAUUCAGCUUGCUGUUUGACGAAUGACGUAUGCACAGCGGCUGACCCGAGAGACUAGUCUGGCAGCGCGAUCGAGAAUCAUUUCUGCAGUGGUGCUGCAUGGGCCAAGUUUAGGCAUGAACUAUAGUUGGACCAAAGGUCAGUUACGUUUUAGCAGUGCACACAAACCAUACAGCUGAACCAUAUGACCCCAAAUAAACUAUGUUGCAUUAUCUCAACGUCAAUCACAUUUUGCUAUUUGCUGCAACUCUUGCAGCAUUCGUGGUCGAUGACGUCUCACACAGUUGUUUUCAUAGGUUCCCUUUGUACUGAGAAAUGAAAUAGGCCAUUGGUAACCAGCAUUAUGGCCAUACUUCAUGGCCUGGUUCCAACUGAUUGAAGAGAUGGUCGCAACCACCUAUCAUUUGGGCAGCUUUGGUCGAAUUUCAGUUAACUACCAGUUAUAUUCUUCACUGAAACUAGCCUGUGUAUGUUCACGCUCAGUCAGUGCGUAUGCAUUCAAUGCCUCUUCCACAUUUAUGGUAUUUACAAGAAGUUCCAGAACAUGUGCAACAUUCUUGCUUGUUAUGCCACUGCAGUGAUGGUGUCUCCAAGGACUGGUCUAUUGAAUUAAGUGUACAAGAGGUAAAGGGCACUUUUUUCAGUGUCAUAUUUUUUUAGAAACCAUUAAACACUUGUUGGUCCGUAAACAUUUCAAAUGCAUUAUUACAUGGCUGCGAGAAAGUAAACUUGCAAAGUUUAUCAUUGUAUGAAAAGGCCAUAUGUACAUGUAGGAACUCUUGUCCAGGAUGCAUGCAUUUCUGUAGAAGAGACCGUAGAAUAAAGCAUGCAAUUUUUGAAAGUCAAUGUUUGAGAAACACUUGUAAAUGAACUGCCAUAAAUCUAAGUUAAGCAACAGAUUAGUGUCGUGCAUUGCACCUUAUGUUUCCUGGACCUUCUGUAUCAGGAUGAUUUGACCUUCUGCUUUUCUGGCAGAAUCCUCAGUUUAUACCAUUAUAUCAUUAUAAUAUAAUUAUGACACAGUCUAUAGAACUUUAUAUUUGUCUUGUCAAAACUGCCAUUGUCAAGUCUGUGUAUGGUAAGAUUUACAUGUAUUUCAAUGUAGAUUUGUACCCCCCAACAUAUGGAACCCAUGGGUUCACAGUAGUACGGAGCACCACUAAGUUUUUGCCUCAAAGUAGCCACUUCACAGCUUCAUACAUGCACAUGUAGCCCAUCUUGGCAGAUGGUAUCCUACUAUACAUUAUUGCUGCAUUGUAUUAUUUGGAGACUUGCACAUAGCUCAGCACACACAAUUCUCUCGGAGAUAUUGACCGAAUUCCCAUAAUACACUGUAGAACUGUUCUGCUAAGCAUUUCCUUAGCUUUGGGAUAUUCUGGAAAUAUGCUCGGUGGCCAUCUGGAGCCAAUUUAAUGGAGUUGCUUAGCUCAGAAAUGUGCAAAGCACUGAAAAUAUUUACUUAGCAGAAACUGGUUACUAGCUAAAAGUUUGUGUGUUAUGUAUAUUCAUUAUUGUUUGUGAGUAGUUCCCUGCUGAAUAUAGAUUUGUCUGAAUGAUGUUAUCUGCUUUUUAGUGUCUCCAUGAAAUUGGGCUCCGCCUACAUGCAUGGUCUCAUGCCUGCUGGUGAGUGACUGCCUCAAGAACUUUACAGUUUGAUAUACAGUUCUGAUGAGCAGCUCAGCUGGUCAAGUGCCAGUGUUUUGUAAAACUUGAACUCAGUGACAAAUAAACUGAGAUACAAGACUGCACACACAUCAUGACACCUACAUUGUAACAAAGGUUUGUGAGGCUAGGAUCCCAUAUGGCGAGAAAGAGACUGGAUUUUGUAGGGUCCCAAUUUCAGAUAACACCGGCAGGGUAUUCUGUAUUCAAAGGCUUGACUCCUGCCUCUGAGAAGAUCAAUUUGUCAAUCACAAAUACUUUGAAAUGGGAACAAGUCAAUUUUCUGUGAAUUGCAAUUUUUUUGUCCAAACAAAAAUCCUGUCUGUGAAAGUAAACUUCUUGAAAUGGAAUGAUCUGAAUCUGAACUGUAUCACUGAGGAGUCACUUUCCAAAUUGUGUUUUAUGGGAACUUCUUGUACUUCGUCUGGCAAAUACGGAAGUAUUCAGAAUAUUUCAUUGAAGAAUUAAGAUAUAGGUAGUGAGCCAGUCAUUUUAAAUUUCUUCUGUGGCGAUGCUCAUUUGUAUAAAUCCAGGGUCAAAUCAACUUACUUGGCAAUAUUCACUAUUUACUGGUUGCAAAAUAUUUUUGAAGUUUGUGAACAGUAUGUGCAGAUAGGUACAUAUACAUACUGGUACAUUCAGCACAUGCAAGCCUCUGCACUGCCUUUUCCUGUUUCCUCUGUGAAUUCAUUUUUCUUCCUUUUUGUAUUUGUUUUGACAGAUCAAAGAGAUUGUAGUGUGUUUUACGUGUGAAGUCAAUACUGAAGAAAAAGUCCAGAUUGGAAAGAAAAUUGAAAAACGAUUUCUACUGUCAGGACUGUUAUUGAAAUUAUUUAAGAAGCAGAUUGUCAUGCAAAUUAUCAUGACAAGAAAAAGACGUGUCCAUUAAGAUGGUUUUAAUGAACUUAGAUGACUAUCUUUUACAUUAUUCAGAUGAGUGCAUGUUCGUUAUUUUAUUUAAAUGCCUUGAUCUUGUUGCAUGUAAAACGUGUUUACUUAUGGAAUUUGUCUUUAUCCUCACCUGAAUGUAAUAGAGACAAUUCUCUGAAACGGGAGACUGCUUCUUGUACCUUGACCCAAGCGUCUGUGUUUGUUAGGAUAGUGGAAAGGAGUGAUGGUCCCUUUCAAACUUUGACAUGCCAAAAAUGUAUCUGAGCAAUACUGCUCUGUUUUAUAAAGUUAUGACACUGCAUGGAAGGCUACUUGUCUAAAAUUUGAACUCAGUUUACCAUAAAAUGAUCUUUUUACUGUCAUGAGUGAUUUGGAAACUGUUAUAAAUAACUGCACAAUAAAGUUAAUAUAUUCUUUCCAAACUUCCUGAAAA
Messenger RNA from Acanthaster planci (crown-of-thorns starfish), 4140 nucleotides. It is a transcript of the gene naxd, whose product is annotated as NAD(P)HX dehydratase. The record is from RefSeq and is a predicted model, not a curated record. Gene Ontology annotation, molecular function: ATP-dependent NAD(P)H-hydrate dehydratase activity. Gene Ontology annotation, biological process: metabolite repair. NCBI's taxonomy places the organism in Eukaryota, Metazoa, Echinodermata, Asteroidea, Valvatida, Acanthasteridae.